Molecule: messenger RNA, 1053 nt
Organism: Trichoderma gamsii
Lineage: Eukaryota; Fungi; Ascomycota; Sordariomycetes; Hypocreales; Hypocreaceae
Exons: 1
Coding region: 1-1053 (350 amino acids)
Source: RefSeq, a predicted model, not a curated record
AUGACUCUCCGAAGUUCUAUUUCACGAUGGGUUUUCGUCUCCCUUUUGUCAUCAACGGCGGUCGUCUCUCAGUCCGUUCCCAUUGUUAGCUAUGCUCCGGUUCCCGCCGAAGCCAUACCGCCAACCAUAAAUAGCACCAUUGGAUGGCGUGUUGAAGAAUUUGGGAAGGGCGCCUAUAUGGUGUCUGACAAUCUAUACAACAGUCUCUUUCUUGUAUCGACUAAAGGUGUUAUUGUCGUUGAUGCUCCUCCAACCAUUGGCCACAAUAUGCUCCAUGCCAUUGGGAACACGACUACAGUCCCAAUUACACACCUUAUCUACAGUCAUGCGCACGCCGAUCAUAUUGGGGCGGCUUACUUAUUUGGGAAACAUGUCAAAAUAAUUGCCCAUGAAGAAACGAAAAAGAUUCUCGAAGAUAUAAAAGAUCCAAAGAGACCAGUCCCGGAUAUUGUGUUUGAAGACACAUAUGACCUAUGUGUUGGGAACCAAACUGUGCAGCUGUCAUAUAAAGGAGUGAACCACCAGCGGGGGAACAUCUUUAUACAUGCUCCUAUACAGAAAAUUCUAAUGCUCGUGGACGUAAUCUUCCCUGGAUGGGCCCCCUGGGCCCGUAUCGGAGAAGCUGAAGAUGUCCCUGGAACUCUAAAAGCACACGCCCAAACUUUGGAGUUCGACUUUGAUUAUUUCCUCGGUGGACACCUCGGUCGCUCUGGUCGCAGGAAUGAUGUGGUCCUCGCAACAGAAUAUCUGGAUGAUUUGAAGACAAACUGCGCCAAAGCCAUUGCUCUAACCGGGGAAGCUUCUAAUGAGACCAACCCCAUCUCCUACAAAGAGAUUUCUAGCAAAGUGAACGAAGCUAAUCCUACUAACGCUUGGGCACAAUUUAAAACAAUUAUUGAUGCAGCGGCUUCUUAUUGCUCUAACAUCACGAAUGAGAAAUGGUUAGGAAAGCUGGCAGCAGCAGAUGUAACUGGGUUUGAAAGUGCAUUUUCAAUGGUUCAGUCGCUGAGGAUUGACUUUAACGUGCUAGGCCCUUUUGGCGUGCAACCUUGA